AUGUCUAAUCCUCUGAUCUUCUUCACGCAGCUCCUAAUCGCUCAGGCUGCUUUGGCCUGUCCGUUGUCGCGCCAGCAUGACCCAGCGGACCGCUCCGUCACUGUGCCACUAUCAAGUUUGAAGACUACUCAAGGACACGUCAGCGGCAUCACCUUCCUCGCCGACAACGAGGACGACGGCAGAAACAAGCGCCUCGUCUUUGACGAAAGCACAAGAUCGGCAUCGACAUCAACCGUGGCCUACGAAGCUACAAAAGGGCUGUCUGAACGGUUCGCCAUCAGAGGGCAAGGCAGCACUCAUGUGUGCACUAUGUCUAAUCCUCUGAUCUUCUUCACGCAGGUGAGUAAUUGUCACUCAUUGCAUUGUAAACGAUCAAGCAAUACUUUCCUUUUCCUGCUGCCUUGCCCCCGGAUGUGCUUAACCUUAUUUAUUGAGUGCAUUUGUGUCACUCGUGAUUUAUUGUUAAGCGGUGACAUUGAAUCGAAUCCGGGACCUGAUGACUGCCAAGGGGGUGGUAACCCUACAAUGGAAGAGAUGGUGAAGGCGAUUCUGGACAGACAAAACGUGAUUAUGAGAGAUCUAAGUCAAAUAAAAAAUAACCAAAAGCAAUUUGAACACAAAUUUGAAGGUCUAACAAAAAAAGUAAAUCAAAUUGAAGCAACAGUUCAAGAAAUGAAAGAACAAAAAGUUCAAAUCAUAAGCAUUGAAAAACAUGUUAAGGCAAUCGAUGAUGACUUGAAGGAAUGCCAAAAAAAAAUCGCCGACUUAGAAGAUCGGAACCGCCGUAACAACCUCAUGGUUUUUGGUCUCCCAGAGGCUCAAGGGGAAACAAAUGACUCAUUGCGGUCGAAAGUACUUGGUGAUGUGUUUGAAGAAAAACUUGGAAUUCAUGUUAAUACAGUCGAGCGUGUACAUCGCGUGGGGCGAAAAACAAACAAAAACCGCCCAGUUGUAGUUAAAUUUCUUGACUACGCAGAAAAGGAAAACGUGCUAAAAAAGCGAAGGUGUUUGAAAGGGACUAAAAUAACGUUAGAACACGAUUAUUCUUGGCAGACUAUUCAAAAGCGCAAACAGUUGUGGGAAACCAGUAAACCCAAUCGCGAUAACGGGGAAACUGUCUUCUUGAUUCACGAUAAAAUUAAGAUAGGAGGCCAAGUUUUCGAAUGGGAUGAUAAUGUGGGGCAAAUAUGCAAAGAAAGAAAUCGACCAACUCGACAAAAAAGUGUAAAAUGACGUCAAGCACACUCCGGGAAACCCCAUCGAAAGACAUUUCGACUUCUUUCCUUCAAUGCGCAAAGUAUUGUGAAUAAAGUAGAUGAUUUGGAAACAAUCUUGCUAACUCAUGACCCCCACGUGAUCGUCAUCACGGAAACAUGGCUUCACAGUGGUAUUGGUGAUAAUGAAGUUAUUCCGCCUUGUUACAGAAUGAUUAGGAAAGACCGAGGGUUAAGGGGCGGCGGCGUGGCUAUUAUCGCAAAAAGUUCGGUGGACCUGGUACCUUUAGAUUGCGUUGUCAACGGGGAGGUGUUAUGGUGUAAGGUUAAAGUUCACGGCAACGUGUUUGUUGUUGGUGCUGUAUAUAGGCCACCAAACACCGCCCCGAGGUUUUUAGAAGAAUUGUAUGAUUACAUGGCGUUGCGCUUCAAUGACAAAACUAAAAUUAUUUUGACUGGAGACUUCAAUCUUGCUGAUAUUGAUUGGGCAAAGCAAAAACCAGGUAAAAAUGAAAUCGCGUCCUCCGAGCUUUUGUUAGAUAUAGCACUCAGUUUUAAUCUUCAACAGUUAGUGGACAGCCCGACAAGAGUAACAGAUACGAGCCAAUCGAUUCUGGACUUACUUUUUGUUAGCAACAUAGUGGAAGCGGAUAAAGCACAUGUGCUCGACGGAGUGUCAGAUCAUAAAAUGGUGUUUCUUGACUUAGAACUACAUAAAACAGCUGCCGAUAAUGCUCGUCACGAACGUACUGUCAGAGAU
This is a messenger RNA of Ixodes scapularis (black-legged tick), 1974 nucleotides long. RefSeq lists its product as uncharacterized. Gene Ontology annotation, molecular function: single-stranded RNA binding. Gene Ontology annotation, cellular component: ribonucleoprotein complex. NCBI's taxonomy places the organism in Eukaryota, Metazoa, Arthropoda, Arachnida, Ixodida, Ixodidae. The coding region runs from base 1 to 1233 and encodes 410 amino acids. The record is from RefSeq and is a predicted model, not a curated record. The transcript has a single exon. Gene Ontology annotation, biological process: retrotransposition.